AUGUCAAUGGCGGCACGCGUGGACGGUAUUUCACGGAGUCGUUGGCGGGACGAUUCGUCGUCGAUCCAGGACCCUUCGUUGGCGUUGGUCGGCAAUGCCACAAUAGCGCUGCUGGCAACCAACCCUCAAAGAGACUCACAAGCUUUGGAAGAAAGUGAAAUGCGCCAUCGUGAAACCGUUCCAGCCCGAGCAGUUUCGCUCCGGGAAGGUUUCGCUCACCCACGACACGGCAGUGCCGUGUUCGCCGAAGACAUAGGACCGUCUGGACGUCAGGGGGAUGAUGCCGGCGCGGUGACAUCUGACGGCUUCGCAAGACAGAGUCAUAACAGUCGCGGGCGGAACAUCCACAACGAUCACUUUUCCCGCUCCGCGAUUCUCUUCGAAGGCAACGGACAAUCGCAUCAACCGAGACUCGACCACGCAUCAGACACAACGAAGCGUUCUUUCCUGUUAGCAAGUCCAAAACGGAAACCAACUGGAAGCGAACUGAACAAAGAAUCCUUUCUUUCUUCUCAUCGUCGUGACCAUCUUGGGACUUUGAACCCGCGAGAAGAAGAAAGCUGCGUCACUCAUAGGCCCACAUUACUUCCGAGAACCGUUUCUACCAGUCGUGACAUCCACGAUUCCUCACGUUUCGCCAUUUCUGGGACUGCUUUCUCACGCGAAGCGAGCGCAUUUGCAUUGGGGGCCUCGCAACCAUUGUACAAAGAAAUCAACAAUUGUACCAAUAUCGACCUGCAAAGCUCCACCAUCGUGUCUUCAUCCACGAAGCAACUCGAACAGGCAAGGGACGGGAACUGCCACUCGACAGAGCAAUCACUGUCGAGUCCAAUCAUGGGGUAUAGCAGCAAUCACAAUAUUCGCGGACCUACACCAUCUUGGAGACCGGUGCACAAUCAUCGGUCUUCAAUACCAUCAGACGAAACCGACGCAGAUAAAAUGGAAUCUUCCACCGCACACUCAACCGUUUCAACGUCCGCUUCGGCCGAGCGAAAGAGCAACACCAACCCGAACGAUGAUGAUAACACGACUAUUCGAUCGCCCGACUCCUCGGCUAGCAAUAGUCCUGCGAUGACCCCAUUGCAGAGUCAAACCGUCCCUCCUUCGAUGAUGGGUCUGAAUUCUUCGGCGAUUGGCACCCCUUCUACGGUUUCAACCGCGCAGUCUUGGGACGCAGAAGCUUCCAGUGGCCUUUAUUCCGAAACAUUGCAGCGCAUGCCGGAAGGUUACGACAAUUCGCUGCGCUUUCACCGUCGCGUUCAUUCGUGGGACAACUCGCCACGCUUUUAUUCGGGGAAUCGGGAGCUCGGGCCCAACUUUAGCACACCUUCACCAGCAUCAUUUGCACAGCAACAACGACGACAACAACAGUCUUUUGUCUGGGGAAAUCCAGUCACGCAACAGCAACGUGUAGCAAGUUUCCGCGAAGAAGAUGUUCAACAUCAGUUGUCUUAUCCACCGUUGGCGCCGCCAAGUGAGAGUCAUCGUUGGCAGCCUCCCGUAGUGCAGCAACAGUUUCGCCGCUCAGCGGAUCCAAAGCUUCCUUUCUUGCCCGUGCGCAGCAUCGACGGCUAUGUGUAUCACCAAGGACCACCGUCAAAUCCACACCAGCCGUACCAGCUACAAGUCAAUCCACAAUCUCGAAAGCCUACGAUUGUCCAAACAACGCCUGAUCCAGGAACUUCAGUUCGGUCUGGGAACAAUGUGAGGAACCAGCGUCCCCAACAGAGUCCACAGAAUCGUCCACCACCCGGUCCUGCUACGGGGGGCGCUUCAAGUUCACGUUCUUCGUCGGAAGUCCUGAAGACGCUGUUACGAAAGAAAGCUUGUCUAUAUGAGCCUGAUACGUCACGUGCUGUGGCGCUGGUGACUUGGCUGGUUGGGCGAGAGCUAGCACUCGAGUCUGGCUUCUUCUCAAGACAGCAGUUGCAAGCGGGAGUACACUCCUGCGUAGGCGAGAAGAUACAGGCGGGGAUCAUCACACGUACCAAAGUCAACCGGUGUAUGCAGAUUAUUCUGAACAGUUGCUUUCAUUACAUUAUACCACGACCGGAUGGCACUGAAGAGAACGGAGAUUCCUUCCGUUUCAUUUUUGGAAAUGAGGUUGACGACGAUUCUCAGUUGACUCGUAUGCUUCCUUCGCCGUGGAAUGAUCUGACGGUGGAUCGCGAGCAGAUACUGAUCGCGUCAACAGCCGACGACUUUUCCAAGAAAGGAGACCAGAAAGGAACGACGACGCCCCAGUCAUCCCCUCGCCACGGACCGGUUGAAGUAGCUGGUAGUCCCGGGCGCGAGUCGAACGACGGAGAUGGAGACGGCAAGCGGGCAGUGCUAUUGUGCUUUAACGAGAAUGUUCGAUGUGCCGAGGACGUCUUUCGUUGUCACAACGAAUUCAUUCGUGAUACAGCACAUGCUUCCAACUUACAGCUGUCUGCUAAUGAGUGGCACGUAUUUUUUGGUAGCGAAGCCGUCGGAGCUCCUCAUAUUUGGGACUAUAUUGGCAUCCCUGUGCCAUAUACCGACGCUAAAGGACAUGAUUAUGCCGAUGCGUUGGGUGUCAUGACGAGAGUCGAACUCGGCAAGUUUCGAACUAGCUGGUGCUCUAAACGAUACGAGCACGACCACAAUCUCUGCGGCUUUGCGCAUGUGUCUGUUAACAGGGGCUGGUUGCGGCGUGACCCGUACACCACUCAAUAUACGGACGAAAUUUGUCCCUCCGUCUCUUCUGUGCCUGAAAAGCGAAUCGGUCCAAAAUUCCUUGUCAUCAACGAAUGUCCUCAUGGCCUCCUCUGUGGUCACGCCCACUCCAUGGAAGAGAUUCAAUAUCAUCCUAGACGCUACAAGAGCAAAACAUGCCCUUCGAUCUCACGUGGGUGCAUUUCGGGCGACGUUUGUCCGAACCACCAUCCCGUUGACUCUUAUCGCUUUAUCAAGCGAUCCGACAGUCGGUCGGGAGGGCGUCAACAGGCCCGACAGCCACAACACCAGGCCACUUCUAGCGCUUUUAAACCUUUUUCACCGGAACCUUCACCGAUUUUGUACGCGAGUCCAGCCCCCAUUUCCAAGUUUGAGGACCAUUUGUCCAUGCCAGGACUACAGAGUCUGUACCGUCGACAUUGCUCAGUUAUUCGAGCAACAGUCCGAAAGCCUGGCAAUUCAUACUGCUUUUACAGUUGCUUUGGCGAUGACUCGGGCAUCAACGAAUCUGCGGCCUCGGGGCCGCACAAGGCGCGAGUCAGAUUACCCUCCACGACCGUGCCGGAGUCCUAAUCACGCAGGACGAGCUCUCGAGCAGCUCGCCUACACGUAUUCUUGUUCCCCUAACCUCCCGAGAGAAUAUAUAAAUAUUUUCUCCAUGGGGCUCCAGGGGGUCUUCGCUUUACAAAGCUUUCAUUUUCUGCAUAUUUUGUUUACGGAUGCAGCAAUCUCACAGUCAAUGCUGGGCAUGGAAAAUUGUUACGAUUAUGGAUCAUUUCCUGACAGUCCUUUCUGUUCUCCCAUUGUUUUGGUCUUCUUUCAUCGCCCAAUUUCUUUACUGUUAAUAGAAUGCUACCCGCAUUGUCGUAUAGAUCACACACAAUAUUAUUUCA
Molecule: messenger RNA, 3590 nt
Organism: Phaeodactylum tricornutum CCAP 1055/1
Lineage: Eukaryota; Bacillariophyta; Bacillariophyceae; Surirellales; Neidiaceae
Exons: 1
Coding region: 1-3270 (1089 amino acids)
Molecular function (GO): metal ion binding
Source: RefSeq, a predicted model, not a curated record